AAUAACAUGUUCUUUCAAGCAUUAACUUAUGAGUUACAGAGUAACCUGUAGGGACAGUUGCCAUAGAAACCUAGCUCAUUAUAAUGAGAAAGACAAGUAUGAAAGCAGGGUUGAUUUACACACCUACUAUUUUAACCGCUACCAAAAGUGUUUGUUGCUUUUGUACUUUGGCAUCAGACAGAGAUGUGUCAGGACUAGCAUUAAGUUCGUCAGCAGGGGAGAUGAGAAGACCACCAGUUUGUCAGCCUUAGGACAAGGAGAAGGACAAUGGGAUCCACAGGCUCCAGACGCAGGCUGCGUACAGUGGCUCCAUGUAAUAGCCUGCAACAAGAGGGGGCAAAACCUAAACCACAGUGGACACUCCCUGCUCUGCAGGUCGCUGUGGAGAAGCAGUCAGGAUCUCAGAGGAAGACAACCUUACCUCCACUGAAACAGGAAAUAACUCUCUCCACACUCUCAGAACCAAGUUUUGCAGGAAACAUCCUACCAAAGCACAGCAACAAUUCAAGCAUCAUUCACUCCCAUCCACCCCGAAGAGCCCAGGCACUGCAACCACUGGCCCUUCAAAUUGGCCACACAAGCACUGCCAAUCAAAUUGCCAUGGGCAGGGACUGCAGAGAUGGGGGUGUCCACCGGUUUUCUACAACCGGCCAGACAGGACACUCCGGCACCAGCAGAAUGAUUCAGGGAGGGUUCCUGGAGGCCCAGACAGCUCUCACUCAACAGGCUCUUCGCCAUCGGCGAGCUCACCUCCGACAUGCCAGAGAGCAGAGAAGACAUAAGGUUGUCUACACAGUUAAUGGUCCAAAUAGAGAAGGGAUCCAGAGACUGAAACUUGUGAGAAGGCCCACAGAGAGGGACAUCUUCUGGGAUGAGACUACAGGAGAAAGUCUGGACCCCAGCUGCCUUCUGGACACCAUGUCUCUGCCUCACCUCAGUGAAGAGAGACAACAUAAGCAGCCAAAGAAACAGCUCCUGGACACAGGAGAGGACAGGAUCCAGAAAGAUUGAGCUCAAGAAGCCAGAAACAGAGAGGAAAGAACUCAACAAACUGGACAUAGGGAACUGUCUUUAGAACACAACCUAUCUUGUUAAACUGAUUGGGAAAUAGCAGGAAUAGAAGUGUAAAACAUAGAAGGAUGGUUGGAUGUGGCCUGAGUCAGCCAGAAGCUGUCAGACAGCGAGGAUAUGAUGUGCAAGAGGAAUAUGGGAUUAUAAAAUGGACAUGCAGUCAACCAACAAUAUGCAAUAUAAACAAAACUCUUGAUGCUCCAGGAAUAUUGCUUUGAUGGCUGAGUUUAUGGUGCCCUCUAUGGGUGAAAGUGGUGCUGUUGAGGCAGUGAGUCUGAAGCUUGUUUAGCCUUUUCCACAAUUUUGACACCAAAUGUCCAAAAAUUCAUUUUAUAUUUAAUUCAAAGAUUUGGGAUUCAAAUCAGCCAGCUUUGAAGCUUGUCUAUUACUGGGAAUUUGGUGUAGAGGUUAGUACAAAGGAAUCUUUUAGUAUACAAAGAUAUCCCCUUGUUUGAAAAUCUGUGCUCUUGAAGAAUAAUUACACUGAAAACAGGAAACAGCUAACUGCACCAUAAUUAUUCAAGUGGUCUCCCUGAGGCCAGCUCUUAGUGGGUUUAGAGAGGCUAAGAGUAACUGGACUCCUACCAAACACCUGAGGCCACAGUGGCCAACAAAAACCUGGUCCUCAGACAUGGCGCGUUAGAUGAACAGUGCUGAGAUCACGACGCACAGCAGGCGGCUGCACAGGAAUUAAAUCAGUAAAGAUUACCUGGCAGUGGUUGAGUAGAAGUAUUUCAAUAGAAGAAAUGAGCAUUAAACUGUAUCAAAGAAAGCCAAACAUUCUCACAUGAACUUUAGUGUACUCCACCACUGGGUGUCAUUAUUGGGCUGAGGGACACAGUGAGGUAAACUCCCACAGUUGAGUGGUUAACAGUUGCAGUGUUUGUAAAAGUGGAGUAAAUGUUUUGGUUAUCAAAACCUUUUGGUUUGAAAGAUAAUCUAAGCAUUCAAGACUUUGCAACCUUGUAAUAUAUAUUAACCUGGUUUAUGAAAUCAACACUGCUGCUUUACUGUCACAAAUUGCCUGUGUGAGUUUUAUUUUGAUGAUUAUUGUAAAAAAAAAAAAAUUAAGUGAAAUCCCUUUCCUGUAUGUGUGUAUAGAAAAGCAAACAAUGAUGAAAUAAAUAAUUAGUUAAUUAAUGAUUCUAAAAAACACUGUACAAUCAAAAGGCCCAAAGGUGUGUGCUGAAGGCACUGGAGUGAGGCAAAACAUUAAAAUGAGUCUGUCUACUUAGCAAGCCAUUCAAUCAACAAAGCAAAGUCUGCCAGUGAGAGGCCACUGACUUCAGACUUGAGGAGCCAGACUGACCACAUAUUGGGAUACUGAGGAGAUUCAGAGUGGCCCAACUCUUCAAAAAAAACUUCUCCUUUUCCAGUUCGCUAGCCACACACACUGGGCCUUAAAGCCAAAUCAUCAUGGAAGGGGAGAGCCGAGAGGUCUCGGUGUCUGCCACUCCACACUGCUACAUAAAAAGAAGGUGAAGGAUGCCGUGUGAGCAAUUGGUUCCAAUUGACAGAGGAUUGGUCAUGGUCAGCCUUCUGAGUGGAAAUCCACGUGAGAAUGCAGCAUUUGGACCAGCAAGGGGCACAAGAGGCCAACAGCAGACAAUGAGGGCACUCAGAGGAGUCUGGCUGCUGCGGAUAUAUGGGGCACAAUCUCCUCUGAUUUAACCCUUCAUCGGCUAGUUAUUUUUUCAGCUUAACACACUGAGGUGGAGCUUUCAUGGUAGAAAUGUAACAGUUCAGAAACUCACCGUAGUUCAGGUUAAUAGUAAACAGUGAAAAAUGUCUGGAACUAAAUGCCCCUUUUUAAAUAAUUUCUUUAUAAUUAAGUACUGAUUGUAAAAGUGGGUGUACCUUGACACGUGUGUUAGAACAAUA
Messenger RNA from Micropterus dolomieu (smallmouth bass), 2952 nucleotides. RefSeq lists its product as uncharacterized. The record is from RefSeq and is a predicted model, not a curated record. Bases 268 to 1011 code for a protein of 247 amino acids. The transcript has 7 exons. Lineage: Eukaryota; Metazoa; Chordata; Actinopteri; Centrarchiformes; Centrarchidae.